GGGUCAUCGCCCGUGGGUUGUUGUAGUAACGGGGAAGCGGCGGGAGGGGCUGCGGCUGCCGGGCCGUCGUGUCCGCCCGCCCUGCCGGCCGGGGCGAUGCGGGAGCAGGUAACUACUCUUGCAAGAUCUCUUGAAUCUGCAGGAAGGAGUCUGAGAGGCUACUGAGACUGGGCUGUAUGAAAACUCCUAGAGGAAAUGCCAGUUGGGAUGGCUCGAGAUCUGGAGGAAACUGGCUCUUCCUCAGAGGAAGAGGAGGAGGAGGAUGUUGUAGAUGGGUUGGAGGAUCAUCCAUGUAUCAAGUGGACUGGGGGCGGCUGCAGGCGGAUCCCCGUCUUGGUGUUUCAUGCUGAAGCCAUUCUGACCAACGACAGCUACCUCCGCCUAAUUGGAGAGCGCUACCACUUGUCCUAUAAGAUUGUGCGAACAGACAGCCGUCUGGUUCGAAGCAUUCUGACUGCCCAUGGAUUCCAUGAGGUGCACCCUAAUAGCAACGAUUAUAAUCUCAUGUGGACAGGAUCACACUUGAAGCCCUACUUGCUGCGUUCCCUUACAGAUAUUCAGAAAGUCAAUCAUUUCCCUAGGUCAUAUGAACUGACACGAAAGGACAGACUAUACAAGAACGUCAGUCGUAUGCAGCUGGCCCAUGGAUUCAAGACAUUCCAUAUCUUACCUCAGACCUUUAUCCUCCCGACAGAGUACCAGGACUUCUGCAAUACCUAUUCUAAGGACAGAGGCCCAUGGAUAGUGAAGCCCGUGGCCUCUUCCAGGGGCCGAGGUGUCUACCUGAUAAACAGUCCAAACCAGAUUGUCCUGGAAGACAACAUCCUGGUUUCUCGUUACAUCAGCAACCCCCUGCUCAUAGAUGAUUUCAAAUUCGAUGUGCGCCUCUAUGUCCUGGUUACAUCCUAUGAUCCGCUUGUCAUCUAUCUGUAUGAGGAAGGAUUGGCCAGGUUUGCAACAGUGAGGUAUGACCAGACAUCCAAGAACAUUAAAAACCAGUUCAUGCAUCUAACCAACUACAGUGUCAACAAGAAGAGUGGAGAUUAUGUCAGCUGUGAUGAUCCUGAAGUAGAGGAUUAUGGAAACAAGUGGAGCAUGAGUGCAAUGCUGAGGUACUUAAAACAAGAGGGGAGAGACACUGCAGCGCUGAUGGCCAACGUGGAGGACCUGAUUAUCAAGACUGUAGUUUCUGCUGAGCUGGCCAUUGCCACAGCUUGUAAAACUUUUCUUUCACAUCGUGGCAGCUGCUUUGAGCUGUAUGGUUUUGAUGUCCUUAUUGAUGACACUCUCAAGCCCUGGCUGUUGGAAGUGAACCUAUCCCCAUCAUUGGCCUGUGAUGCUCCUUUGGACCUGAAGAUCAAAGCUAGCAUGCUCUCAGAUAUGUUCACUCUUGUAGGCUUUGUGUGCCAGGAUCCAGGCCAGCGGUCAAGCCGAGCCGUUUAUCAUUCAUCUGAAUCUGUCAGGAGAAAUCCAUACCAGAAGCUGCAGCGUCCUGUGUCUGCACAGUCACAAACAGCAAACACCAGAUUGCGCACCCGUCCUCUGUCUGCCAGUGAUGCUGAAAUUAAAAACCAGAUGCCUUCAGGCAGGGAAAAAGCAACAGGAAGGCAAGGCAGCUCUGUGCUAGGUCUCUCCAUGGAGGAGAUAAAAGUUCUUCGUCGAGUGAGAGAGGAAAAUGAACGGAGAGGAGGCUUCAUCCGGAUAUUCCCUACCGCAUUAACAUGGGACCUUUAUGGAUCCUUUUUAGAGCACAAGACAUCAAUGAACUACAUGCUAGCCACACGUCUGUUUCAGGACAGGGGCAAGAUGAAAAGAGACUUCAUCACUGGGAGAUCCCGAGCAGGUCUUAAUGGAAGGCUGGAUACAAGGCUGGAAGCUGUAGACUCUCAUGCUCUCUUUUAUGAGAGAAAGCUUGUUUCACUGGAGUUACGGAAGCGCCGGCGAUGUCAUGGCAAGGCUAGAGCAGCACGGACAAGAUCAUCAGGGACAUCAGAACCAGCAAAGCUGUCCCUCAAGUCAGACACAGAAGAUGAGGAGGAAGGGGAGGUGGAUGCAAAUGAAGAUGAAGAGCUAGAUAGAACGGUUGGCUCUCUUUCGGACACCCAGAUGAAAAGCAAGCCAAAGCUGUCUGACUUGGUGAAAACUACUUGUGAGGAGAAGUUGCCAAAAACACUUGACAAGAAAACUGGAGAUGGAGGAGAGCCGUUUCCUCGGAAAACAGACUCAGAACCACAGUUUAACUUGCUGCAGAUUCUUCAAAAGCAUGGAAACCUGAGCAAAGUGCAAGCUCGCAGGGCUUUCUCUGCAUAUCUACAGCACGUUCAGUUGCGAUUGAUGAAGGAAGUUGGUGACCAGAUCCAGAAUCCUGCCUGGGCUGCCAAAGAGGAUGAGCAAAUGGAGCUUGUGGUACGCUUUCUGAAGCGAGCUGCCAGCAAUCUUCAGCAGUCCUUGCGGAUGCUGCUCCCCAGCCGUCGUUUAGGACUAAAUGAUCGUCGUCGUAUCCUGGCUCACCAGCUGGGCGAGUUCAUAAUCUGUUAUAACAAGGAAACGGAGCAGAUGGUUCAGAAGCAAUCAAAAAAGAAACAAGAGGAGGAGGAGGAGGGAGUGAAUCCUGAAGGUUUUCAGAACUUUAUUACGAGAGCAAGUGAAAGUGACCUGGAGGAAGUGCUGACGUUUUACACACACAAAAACAAGUCCGCGAGUGUCUUCCUAGGAACAAACUCCACAAGCACAAAACCCAGCAACACCAGUAACCAGUCAGAGAAACAGCGUCAAGGAGAGCAUCCUGAGGUGGUGAAAAAAAUAAAAGGUGAUAAGAUCAAAAUUUCAGUUGCAGAUCUGCCUGCAGAAGGAGUAUUAAGAGGCUAUAAAUCCAAAGAAGUUAAAUCAGCCUUUACAGAAGGAACCACCUUCUCUAUAAAUGCUGAAGUGAAAUUACCUCAGUGCGGCCCUCCUAGUGCUUCUUCCUCUGUUUCUGGUGCCGUGUUCCAGAGAAGUACCCGUUCCUGGAUACCAUCGCAGCCUGCAGCCUCUGAAAAUUCACAGGCGCCUGGUCACCAUUUGUUGCCAGCUCCUCCAGUUGGUCCCAGGCUGAUUCAGUCUGCAUCCCCACUACCCUCCUCACAGAGCACAGCUCCUGACAGCUCUUCUGUCUUCACAAACUCAGCGUCCAGUGAGGUUUCUAGCCUUGGAGGUUUACAUCGCUGUUAUUCUGGUAGCUACACCAUUGGCCCAUUCUCAUCUUUUCAGAGAGCUGCUCAGAUCUACAGCCAAAGAUUGUCCCGACCAUCCUCUGCAAAAGCAGGUUUGUGCCAUCGCAGUCCAAGUGGGCAGCGUGUGGGCUCAGCCAGGAUGCACAAAGAUGCAGAAGAUACUUCUUCCCAGGGCAAAAGUUAUAGCCCCAGUGUGGUAGCAGCAGAACUGCAGCAGCUGACAGAAAAGCAAGCAGCCCGUCAGUAUUCCCCACCAAGCCACAUCGGUUUCCUUACACAGCAGUUAACAAACCUGAACUUGGCAAGUGGAGCUAUAAGCAAGGGGAACGCAGCCGCCCCACAGAGCUACCGGUCACCGCUCAACAAAAGAGGGUCAUUGUGGGCUGUUCAGUCAGACACUCAUAUAGCUGACAAAAGAUCUGUCUCUUCAGCAGUCAGGUCUCCAGAGAAUCGUCCUUUUGCCUGGGAGGGAGAGAUGGAGAACAGUGUCUACAACAAGGUGACAGAGAGUCCGCUGGCACAUCCCAACUAUCAGCUCCAUUUUGCUGUGCAGCAACUUCAGCAGCAGAAACUUCAGUCACGACAGCUGUUGGAGCAAAGCCAAACCCGGCACCAGGCUCUCUUUGCCAACUACUCACAAUCCAGCACCAGCCAUAUAUCUAUGCCAGCUGGCUCUGAUGCCCGCAAGACAUCAAGUGCCACUUCUAGUAUCCAGAAGGCAGCCAGUUUGCACAAAGUGAUGCCAUCCCAGAAUACGCCUUCUCAGCUGGUUCCAAAGCCUCCAGCAAACCACAGGCAGGCAGUGGUCAGAAAGGCUGCAGCCCAGAGGAUUUCCAAGGUGACCUCCACUGAAAGGCAACCAAAUGGAUUCGAGAACAGCCUUCACAGUGCUGCAUCCUGUGAGCCAGGGACAAAUUCCACAGCCUCUGCUCUCCGAGAAGGACUAACACUGAACACCAGGUGAGGAAUUUGGGGUGUUGCUUCAAGUAUGGGGCAAAGGAAAAAGCAGCAGUGACUUCAUACCACCACGCUCCCAUAACACCCAGGAAAGCGCGAAGAGGAGACUCUGGUGAGAGGACAACUCACCGAGGAAAGUACCUGAACAUCUGUGGAAGCUGGUGAUAUACCUGCAAGCUGAGGUGAAUGAUUGCCUCUGAGACCUGCUGCUGCUGAGUCUGGGGGUCCCUUCCUCCACCCUCUUUCCUGAUCACUAACUGUGAGAUCUUUCUAUAAGACAGAGGUCCUCCAGCUGUCUGUAUUGUUCUUCCUAAGGUACAAAUUUGAACAUAAAGUCUCAUUUGCUCAGCUAUUUCAGUCUGUCCUAGUCUGGUAACAGCCAAGAUUCUCUGCUGUCAUCACAUGGCAACCAUCAGUAGAGAAAAAUAUUAGAACAUAUGAGUGGAGACAUCUGUGUUGGUUGCCAUCUUGAAUUUUGGCACAGAGCCAUAGAGAUGAUUGGUUUGAAUAAAGUAAUUUCAUUUGUUUGUUUCGGUUAUAAUUAUUAAUUCACACCCUCAAAAUAUUCACUGUCAUUAUAUUGGACAGGAUUUUAAAUCUGUCUUUAUGUUUCACUGUUGGAUGCUUAGGUUCUGUGUGGCUUAUUUUUGUAUUUUGAUUUGUUUGUUUAGGCUUUAUAAACUUUUUAAAUUGGCUGAUGUUUUCAGACCCAAGCUUGAACCCUAAGGCCCAGGUGGCUCCUAUCAGUUGCAAUAGUGGCUUGGUGAAGCACUCCAGUUAAAAUUUGCCUAACGCUGAGAAAAUUAAUUUGCUUGCAUUUAGAAAACAACAUCAGCAGCUGGAAAAUGUAUUGGAGAGAAAGAUCCACCCGUCCUUAAAAUGAACAGGAAGCAGCUUCAGCUCUGGCUCUUUGUUGGUGCCAGGUUAAAGGGAAACUCCGUAUUUUGCAACUUCUGCCUUGUCAAACAGCAAGUGGUAUGAUUGUAAUUCUCAAAGGGUACAAAAUCUCCUCUUGUUUGUAUUGGAGGUCUCAGAGGUUGGAUUCUAACAGCCUGUUUGAUCUGUUUUCUUAUUCCACAGCUCCCCUGUCAUUUCUAGCCUGUGUAGUCAGUGUUAAGAGAUCAUUCGCUUGUGUUGGCGAGUAGAUAGUGAUCAACUCAAAUGGCUGACAGAAGAAACAUUGUCAGAGGGGGAAAGUGUUUUCUCUUGAAAUGAUUGUGUUCAUGUUCACUCUUGGAUUGUGCAUAUUUUCUGUCAUUCAAGACCAGAUAAAUUGUGAGAAGAUGAAAUAAUUAUGUUCAUACCCCAUUAGUUUCACUAUUGCUCGCUCCAGGCAUGAAUUUAUAGAACAGAAUGUGUAUUUUUCUGUUUCUGUUCCACUCACGCAUAUUACAGAGAUUGAAUACUUAAUUUGUCUAAAAUGCAGUUCUCUGAUGUAGCUGUUCCCUUUCUUACAUCAUUGGCUUACCUUUCAUUUCCUAGACAGUCAUGACCCUGUUCACUUUCUCUGCGUUUUUCAGCUGUUCUUCAAGAAUCUCUACAGCAUUUGUCUGCUGCCUGUGCCGCCAUCACAUAUCAUCAGUGACCAAGAGAUUUGUAAAAUCUUGUGAAGUUACUUUCAGAUCAUGUCCCUUCUGUUUGUAAUCAUUGAAUUCCACCCACAGAUCUCCAAGAUAGACGUUUCUACUGGUGCAUCAAGUUGUCAGCUCAUGAUUAGUGACAAUUUAGUUGCAAAAGUUGUUAUUUCAAAUAUUGGCACAUCUUCAGCAGCUAUGGGCUUCAAGGCCUUGGGUCUGUCUUCUCAUAGCCUACUCUGCUACUUGUGGUAUUGGCUAUAGCCUCCAGCUCUGUUCCAGAACUGUUGGAGGGGAAUCAGAUUUUAGCUUCAGUAAAUAAUGGAUUCCAUUUCUUUCUUCCUCCCAGGGGAUGUGGGAGGAAGUUAUCCUUAUUCCACUGGGUUUCAUGCGCAGGAUCAAGUGACUAUAGGAUAUAUAUACAUCCUUGUGGAAUUCUCAUCUCUUUUUGUUCUCUAGUUUCUUCAUUCAUGUUGUCACAGCCACCACUGAAAACUACAGAGAGGUUUGGAGGGUAGAGAUUGAAAUGCACAGUUAGCCCAGGAAAGGUGAUUGUCUUCGAGGAUCAUUGGCAGGAACAGCAUUCUUACAUCUUUGGCAAAUUACCAAUUAGUGCUGGCAUAUUAUGAACACAGGUUAAUUGUUUUGUCAGCUUUGCCAGUCUCCCACCCACUCAUUUUGAGAUAAUGAUUUAUACUCAGUUAUAGGCAGCAUGUUUUCUGAACUUCUUUGCAUUGUAUGUUAGAUGUAGCCAACACCACAUCUAUAACUGUGAUGACUUAGUAGCAGUAUAUCAGACAUCUUGUCUCUAAGAUUUUUGAAAUAUUAAGAGAAAUGCACAUUACAGUCUAAGACCCUCAUUUUGAAGGGAUGAAUUUUGUCAGCUUCAGGAGCAGUGAGGUCUUGCAUCCUUUGUCGCUGGAAAAUUUUUCUUCUGCUUCCAAAAAAUAAAAAACCCAGGGAUAUCAAGACUGGUCUUUUACCUCAAGCCAAACACCUAGACCUUGAAGUCCUCCUGUUCAGCCUCAGGAUAUGUUAGGGCAGCCAGAACAUCAAAGGAGAUAGCAGUAUUCUUUGCCUUGGGCAUAUGCUGAUCCCAGCUCUGAGCGCAAAUGCUCUUACCUUCGGAGCAUGUGCAAUAAAGAAUCAGAAACAAAUCCUGCAAUUUCAGCAUCUCACUUUUUCCAUCUCCCUGUACUCCUCAGCCUGGAGUCCAUGUAUGUCUUUGUGUAUAGUGGAUACUGUGUACUGAAGGAUAACAUAUUUAUUUUGUCUCUUUGCAGCUCUGCUACCUCCAUGCCUGUCCCUUGUCAAAAACCUCUGAGUGUGCUUCAGUUAAGAAAUUCAGUGGAGGGAUAGAACUGUUUCCCACAUGUCUUGGAGAAAAGUCAUUUUACAGGAAGUAUUUUCUAGUACAAGGGAGGAAAGGAGAAUAGCAAACAUUUUAGAUUUAUAAUAGUUGCACAAGGGGAGUACAAUUAUAUAUGUGCUCAAGUGUCGUUUUGUUUGUCUCUGCUUUUAUGACAUUUACUUCCCUGUAUUUGUUAAUGAGUUUCAAUGAAAGUGCCUUUGUUUACUAUGAGAAAAGAAAAUAGAAAGCCCCCACAACCAUUCAGAAUCUACUUCAGUGGUGAGACUGAGUAAUGUAACCAAGGGGUCCUGUUGUUCUCCCCUACUCCGAGAUGUUUGCAUCACUUCUAAGAUAAGGAGCCUGUUCCAGUGACAGAGAAUCAGGCUUGCUAGCCUUGAAAGGAGUAAGGUGCACAUCAGAGUCCUGGAGGCUGAGGUAACGCAGAGUUCAUACAAGUGUUUUGUGCUGUGUUUAGGUGAUGAGCAUACCACAACAUAAAAAUUAAGGGAAGGAUAUUAGAUUCUGUCCGCCCCAGAAGCAGCUGACUUGUACUCAGUAGGUGAAGUAUUAAGUUGACUUUUACGUGGUUCAUCUUGGCCUUUAAAACAGCCUCACAAGUUGUGUAAGUGCCAUCAGUGGGUGAUUGUGUUGUGACGCUAUAUAGAUCACUUAGUCUUGAAUGCCAGUGAGACAUACUGAAAUUUCCAUUCUCAAGACUAGAUAUGCUUUUGGACAAUAAUAAUUUGUUGGAAAUACUCCUCAUUAUGAUGCCUGGAAGGUCAACAUUCAUUUCUCUGUUACUGGUUCCACACUGUGACAGGAGGUUUUGGUAUCAAGACCUUUGUUUACUAGUAGGAAUCUCAGUGCUGUGCCUCUUCCUCAUACUGGAAUAUGGAUAGUUUCUGUGUGCAUGGAGUUGAAUGGCUGGCAGUGCUGGACCAUUCCUCUUCUUUACCUGUGAAAGGAGAUCAUUGACUUAAGAUGAGCUUACAGAACAGACUGGAUUCUCAGCUUGCAUUCUUUCAGGCCUGUACCUUGUACUAAUAUACCAGUUCGUCAUUUUGGAUUAUUUGCUGGAAACAAAAGCAGUCUGUUUCCUGACUUAUUUUUGUUAAGGUUUACUUGAUGAAAACUGCCAAGGACUUUUUUCCUCAGUCAGUCCUACAUUUGCUGCUCAUGAUAAUCCUGGGCUCACUGUUUGAAUCUGGAUGGGUUAUGGUGUUUAAAUAGUUGGAUUUUUUUUGGUUGCAGUAAGUAACUGGCUGAUUGAUCCUCUUCAUACUAUUUCCUUUCUGGACACAUUAUUCCUGUGGAUCUGUCAUGAGUUUCUUCCAAAAGAAGCAUCUGAGCUUUUCUUAAACCUGGGACUUGACUUCCUUUUCUUCUUCCUAGAACCUCAUGUUUCUAGAGCUAAGAUCUCGUUGUUUACGCCAGGAGGACCUUAUUUGAUCUUUACACACUCAGGUCUACUCAAACAGUCCUUGAGAUUGGUUAUACCAAGAGCACAAAACUCAUAGUUCUCUUCAUGCAGAAAGUGGUUAAUUGGAAAAGAGAUGGGCAAGGAGGAGUGUAAGGGAGAAAGUGAAAAGGGAGUAAUUGUUCACAGUCUUGUCCACUAGAAGAAGUAGGAGCAUCAAAUGACACUAACAGAUAUCAGAUUCAAAGGAAAAAAAAGGGGGGAUUGCAAUUUUUUUUCAUAGUAUGUAAUUGACCUGUGGAACUCCUUGUCACAAGAUGUUGUGGAUACAAAAAAGUGUAUGUGGUUUAAAAAGACAAGUAGACAAAUCCAUUAAAAAGUAGUCUAUUAGGGCAUAUUAAAUAUUAAAACUAAAAAACAAGCAGGAAGUUUCUAAGACUGGGGAGGUAUCACAAUGGGCUCUUCCAAUUUUUAGCUUUUCUAUCAGGCAUGUGCUGUUGGCUGCUGUCAGAGAUGAGAAGUGGGCUAGAUGCUCUUGUAGUCUGACUUUGUACGGAUGUUUUAUUUUGACGGAGUACAGCCUACUAGAACAGCCAAGGCAAAGCUGCCUUCCACGACAGCAGCAUAUUCCACCAGAAUUCUCUCUGUGGUGUUGGGUUCUCUAGGAAAAGUCUCCAUUGUUGACAUCUGCCACGUUGUCACAUGCAGCGUGUCUACACCUUCACCUGGGUGGACACUAUAUAUUGCAGAGGCUUUCAGAAUGAUGAAGCUCUUAAAAGAGCAUAAAGGACACCAAGAUCCACUUCUAGACAGUUAUGAUUUUGGGGGAAAGUAGGUUGCUGAAUGGAGGUCAUCCAUAAUAUGAUGUUUGUAAAUGGUUAGUCCCUUAAAUAUGGAAAAGAAAAUACUUGCCACUAACUCAAGCUCUUAUCUUAUUCAUACACUUUUCACUUCUUACCAUCUUUGUCUUCCAAAGCGCUUGAGUGCACAGCACCUUCAGGGUGAAUGUGCACAACCACAGCACAUCUUAAAGAACUACAGUACCUGGUAACUGCUUUCUUCCCACUUUAGAACCCUACUGUCCUUUCCCAAAGAAUGAAAUUGAGUUUCCCUGCUGCCUUAGAGAUGAGUAGUUAGGAAAUGCAAGCUGAUCUUCUCCAAAAUUGUCGGAUUCUGAGUUUUCAAAACAGCCUCUAGUGCAGUUUUAACACAGGACAAACUCCACUGAACUAAAGGUGACAAAUAAGACACCAAGUCUGAUGUGAGGAGUCUGCUCACUCUGUUACCUUACCAAAAAGGAUUUGAAAAAGUUUUCACUGCUGUUUCCAAUUUAAAGGAAAGAAUCACUAAUCAUUGUGGAGACCCUGGUAUAAAGCCUUUGCCAGUGGUAUUCAGUGAAUCAUAGUGGUUCCCUAGGGAAAAGACUAUACUUAACAAGGCCUCUUCUCUACAAGUCCAUGCCUACAGCACACAUAAUGAGCUUGAGAAAUCUUACAUUCAUUGAAAAGGAGUGGCUUCUUUAUCUGACCUAUCAGACAAAAAAAAUUCAAUUUGCCUUUAAAAAAUUUGAUGCAAUUGUUAAGAAUUUGGGGGCUGUUAGAAAUGUAUCUUUUAUUACUAGAAUGUUUGUCAUUUGCUUGGGGCAGGUGGAAGAGGUGCUGUUACUGCUAAAAGCAAUUUCAGCAUUGUAUUUGGCCUGGUGUUCUGGAAUGUGCAACAGAAGAAAACCCCAGAACAUUAGUUUAAUUUGGUAUCCCUGCAAGAGUAUUUUAGAAAAUCCCAUUUCACCAUAGUUAUAACAAUGCUAAAGUGUAGUCUCCUUCACACAGACUAAGAGGAGACAAGUUACUGUACUCAGUGUAGUUAUGUUCAAAAGUCAUAAAAUCUCCUCAAAAAAAUGUUUUGGGGUUAUUGAUCUAAUCCCUGUGUCUUGAGUACUACCAUGUCAAAAGUCAGGAAGGGAUCUUUGAAAAGUUCCUCUACUGCCAAGUCCAACCGUUUGACUGUCAUCACUCCCUCAUUCUACUACAAAAUUUGUUUUUUCUGAGAUUGGAGAGGAAAAAUGAUAAGGGAUUUUUCCCAACUGUUUCCAGUAAUUGCUGUAUAGGAUUCACCUCAUGUUUCCCAAGUGGUUUUGCCUUAUUUAUAUGACCUUCUGAAAAAGUCAUGCUGUGUCAGAUAUAUUUAAUAAAUCUAGGAUGUCUGUGCCAUUCUUCAAGGUGUGCAGAUGUACAGCUGGGAAUCACUGGGAGGGCAAAUGAAGUUGUAGGCAUUCCAUUAGUGCCACUAGUUACAGUAGUUAUGCUUCCAGUUGCAUGAUGCUUCCCCCAUCGGGAUUGUCUUCCCUCCUGAAAGUGUGUUUUCUCCACCAUUUCUAAUUCCAGAAAUUGAAUGUGGAAUACAUUUUGUCUAUUAUAUCAGCUAGGAUUUCUUUUUCUUAUCCACAGACGUACAAAACUCAUGUCUCUGUAUGUCUACUGAAAAAUUCUCAUGAAAAGUAUCUAAGAAUAAAGAUUGGUGGCUCUUCCUGCCAAAUUGUGGCUCUGCAAGUUUCUUAGGUCUUUUGCAUGAUGGCUUGGCUGAGGGCAGCUGGAAUUGAUAAAAAUGAAAGAUAAUUUAAAAUGCAUAGUCAGCACAUUGUAACUGCUGCCACACCAUACUUCCCCAAGAUUUUAUGGUCAUCUCCUUUAUUUUGUUUUUAUUUGUUGUUCUGUUUGUUUCUAGUUCUUCAGAUUAGCACAAUAGAGCACAACAUGGUAGUAUCCAAAUGAGAUCUUCAGAUCCUAAAGUAUAGUUAGAGAUUUCUGUAGCAAGUGUCCUUUGAGGGGGCAGAUGUCAAAUUGUGUCAUGCAAGGCAGCUUGUUGCAAGCUGGAUGUCUUCCAGAGACUCUUGUUGCGAGUCAGACUGUCUGCUACUGCUUUCCCCGACAAGUGGAGUUUCCUACAAAUGCUUGAAAACAGUGGACAUCUCCCAAGCAUCUUGUCUACCUGCAAGAGGGUUUCAGCACUUCAAAAGACCAUAAAUUUUUGUUUCAAGAAAGGACCAGAACAUGGUUACCAAGACAUUCCCCAGUCAUUACACUACAUGCAUUGCACAAAUCCUGUAAGAUUUGCCCCUGGCUGCACAGCAAAUCUUUGUUUUGUCUGCUUCCUGAAGAGGAUAAUAACUUCAGGAGAAAAAAGAAAUCCUUCCUGAAGAAUGUCAGGAAAUCUCUGGUUUGAUGUGACCCAGCUGGCUUCUUUCAUCAAGUGAUGUACAUGCACUGGCCAUGAUAUAUUAUUAUAAUGCUUCAUGCUGAUUUCUGUAUGUGAUGAAUGAAUAUCUGUAAACAGCUAGUGAGAAAUGUUUGACUGUUGGCAGACCAGAAGUCACCUUUGCUUUCUGCAACAUGCAUAACCCCUACGUGUAAUUAUUUCUUGCAUUGGUCUCUGUGGACACCAGUGAGAGACCAUCUUGCCUAGCCAACUAAGUGGAAUGAGAGACAAAGAAUAUCACCCUGCACAAAGACCACUGCCCCCUGAAAGGGGGAGAAAUAAAUCUUUGUCUUCAGAAGAUACCACUUGAAAGAUUUGUGUUCCUUGGUAUAAUUCAACAGUGCCAGCAUAUACCACAGGGGACAGAGUUUCUGCCUGAAAGUUGUUCACUAAAUCUGCAGGAUGUGGGAAACCAAUAAUGUGUGGGGUUUUUUGCCACAAACCAGAGCUGUAAAGAAGCCCGUAUUCUGUACUAGAUAUAAAGGUCCUUAUCCCUAAGUGUAUUUUCCAUGAAAUCAUAGCCCAAUACUGGAAGAGGCCCAGAUGCUUGGUUGAAUGCCUUCAGACCAUCUCUGCCAUCUUCUCUAUGCAACUGAGCCCUAGAUAAGGAUGUUCUAAAAGUAGCUGAGUAUCUGAGGUCUGUAAUCUUUGAAAUUAGUCUUUCCUGGAAACACAUUGUGACAUCCAAAGUACUGUACCAUAUUUCUGAAAUUACAGGCAUAAGUGCCAUCUCAAAUGCAUUAGUGUCAUUUAGAGAAGUAAGAGAAUGGCAGCCAUUAAUCAGCAAUUUUCAUUUGCUGUAUUUCUUGUUGGUGUAUCUGAAUUCAUUUCUAAGACAAUCUAUUUCCCAAUGAGUAAAGCUGUCUCAUCUCUUCUAUGUUGAGUUGUUGUAUUAUAAAGGAUCUUGCAUUUGUACAGGGCAUCUGAAGACUCUCUUCAAGAGAGGACAAAAGAUACUGAGCUUAGUUGCUUCCAUCUGUCACUUCUGGAGCUGCAUAAAAAAUGAACCAGGGCUUAAAUGACUUCCCUGUAUACAAAAGAAAAUAUUGGUAAAGCAGAGACCUGAAAGUCCAGCUGUGCUUUUACUAAACAUCAUAGUAUGCAUGUUAGUUAUUAAUUUUAUACAGC
Messenger RNA from Grus americana (Whooping crane), 12894 nucleotides. RefSeq names its product tubulin tyrosine ligase like 5 (gene TTLL5). The record is from RefSeq and is a predicted model, not a curated record. Gene Ontology annotation, molecular function: tubulin-glutamic acid ligase activity; tubulin binding. The transcript is spliced from 34 exons. Gene Ontology annotation, biological process: protein polyglutamylation; microtubule cytoskeleton organization. NCBI's taxonomy places the organism in Eukaryota, Metazoa, Chordata, Aves, Gruiformes, Gruidae. Bases 196 to 4176 code for a protein of 1326 amino acids. Gene Ontology annotation, cellular component: cilium.